Messenger RNA from Hippocampus comes (tiger tail seahorse), 939 nucleotides. RefSeq lists its product as uncharacterized. NCBI's taxonomy places the organism in Eukaryota, Metazoa, Chordata, Actinopteri, Syngnathiformes, Syngnathidae. The record is from RefSeq and is a predicted model, not a curated record. The transcript is spliced from 4 exons. Bases 143 to 829 code for a protein of 228 amino acids.
AGACUUCACUUGAUCUUCAGUCACAGAACACUCGACGCAUACAAACUAAACUACUGCUGACGUCCAAAAGCGGUGCGGCCUGUUUCGAGACAACAAUGGGUCCUUUACCAAAGCGACUUGGGAUGCUUUGUCAAAAGAUGACAUGAGACGGAAAUGGCACCUCAAGACUAAGAAAAAAAAAAGAAUCGACUUGAGCGCUACAGGAACUGAUGCGCUUGCGGUCGGCCCCGGGAAGAUGAUGACGAUCUUCCGGCUCAUCCUACUCAUUGGCCUGACGUCCAGCUGUGAGUCGAUCUCCAUAUCUGAACCAUCGCGUGAUCUUGCGACCCUCGUUUUGACUCCUGCGGGCGGAUUUGACGCAAACGUGACUCAAGACUCCUACCGGGCCCGAGAAAAUGACAACAUCACUCUGGGCUGGAAGUUCACCAGCCGUGCCAACGUGUCGCUCACCUCGCUUCGGAUUCACUGCGAACUCUUCAGGGAGGGCGAGGUCACCGUCCUCUUUCAACUACUGGGCGGCGUGGCGGUUCAUUUGGUGGGCCGCGUGCAGUGUGACAGGGAUGCUCUGAGACGGGGACAAAUAAGCCUCCAACUGUCCAAGCUGCGAAUGGAAGACUCGGGAGUGUACCGGUGUCAAGUUAAAACCAGCACCGGUGUGAAAUCUGGAAAGUAUCGAGUCAUCGUGAGAGCCAGUGCUGUCGACGGGACGUCGGCGAGUCCCCCGAGGAACAAUUCGCACAUUCUCAAGGGACUCCUCCUGAUCGCGGCGGCGGCCGCCGCGGCGGCAGCGGUUGCCGCCGGUUACCUGCUCUCACUGAUGCUGCUUUGACAUUUCAGGCCAGAUGGAGCCUUGCGAAAUUGUUCUUGCAUGUGUCAAGUUCAAAAGUAAAUUUUGAGGGGAUCAAUUGGGAUGAAAUGAGAAACAACGUUGCCUCUUUU